Messenger RNA from Camelina sativa (false flax), 8889 nucleotides. The record is from RefSeq and is a predicted model, not a curated record. Lineage: Eukaryota; Viridiplantae; Streptophyta; Magnoliopsida; Brassicales; Brassicaceae.
CUUAAUUAUUUUUAUUUCCUCUUCUUGGCUCCUCUGCAUCACUUCGUCUUCGCUCGUUCGUCAAGUUUGUUUUAUCAAUCAAUGAUGAUGGCUUUGAUAUGGACACGCUUCUUCUCUAUGUUACGUCUUCAAGGGUUUUGCUCCUCUCUCUAGUACAAUAUCUUCGCUCGGUCGUUUCAUUGGUGGCUUUGAUGACAUGCUUUUACCAAUCAAUUAUGAUGGCUUUGAUGAACACGCUUAUUGCUUCGCCUUCAAGGGUUUGGAUGAUGCUUUUAUCAAUCAAUGUUGGCUUUGAUGACAUGCUUCUUCUCUGUGCUACGUCUUCACGUGUUCAGGGGUUUUGUUCCUCUCUCUAGUAUCUUUGCUCGUUCGUUUUGUUGGUUGGGAUGAUGUUUUUAUUAAUCAAUGAUGGCUUUGAUAUGGACACGCUUCAUCUAUGUGCUACGUCUUCACUCUUCAGAGGUUUUGUUCUUCCUCUUAACACAUCUAUUACUUCUUUUUCUCUUAUUUCCGUCUUGCAGGUCUUUUGGAAGCGAAUUAUGAUCUGAUCAUCACCUUCUUCUCCAUGCUGCUACGUCUUCGGGCGUUCUCUAAACAUUUGUGGAGGAGGAUCUUACAAUUGAUUGGUGAUGGCUUCAACUGAUCCCUGUCAGUUGUCACUCCUAUUCAUGUUAUUCUUCUAUGAUUUUGGAGGAUGCUUUGAUCGGUGGGUGAUGGUUUUGAUAGAUCGUUAUUGUCUUCUCUGCACUAAAUCUUCAGAUCUUAGAGGCAACCGGAUUACAGUGUGGGAGGUUCGGAGAGAAAUCAUUGUAGGAGUGCGUAUGAUUUCAGAGUUUUAAUUUUCAGAUGUUCUUGCUGUGUUCACACACAUUCAUAUGAGAGAGAUGAUCCACAAAUUAUUUCCUAGACGAAUCGUGGAGACACCAGGACGGAUAUGAUAAAUCUUAGCAUUGUGCGAAAAUUUAUCUUUGUUUGAUGCAAAUCGUGGAGGCACCGGGACAGAUUUCUUCUGGUCUGUCAUGUUUUAAGGUAUGUUAUUAAAGAUGGAAAGAGAGCAGCUGAAGAUGGAGAUUGUCAUUGUUUCUUCUGUGCUACAUCUUUUUAUUAUCAUCUUCUCUGUUACAACCACAAGUUCCUCUGUUUUGUUAUAUCUCAGGUUACUAACUGGUCUCUUUCCCCAAUUCUCUCUGCUUAUCUUAAUGGUUGUCAUUUUGGCUUCUUUAUAGGUUUGUUCUUAAUGGUUCUUUUUUCCCAGUUUUUGGGUUGUAAACUACGUGGAGAUGUGAUCAUUGUUCCCUCCUCCCUUAUCUCUCUUUUAUUCUUUCUGAUUUUAUAUUCUAUGGUUUAAAUGCUUAUCAUAUCUGCUUAGGAUUGUCGUUUGUCUUUCUACAUGACGCCAUUACCUUCGUAUAGGAACUUGGAUCAUGGAAGUGGAAGUCUUAUUUCCAUUUGUUCGCCUAAAUGUAUAUGUUUAUGUACAUUAGAAUCUUUGAUAAACCUGAAGAACUUUUAAAUUAUUUUGGUAUUAAUGUCUUUAUUGUGUCUCUUUACGUCUGCUAAGUUUGAGCUCCUCUGAUUCACAAGGCUGGACAUGUUGUUUAUUCAGGUUUCAAGUAAUGUUGCUUUUAGCCUAAGACCCUGUCUUUUGUUACAGAUAUUCAAAGUUCUUUAAGAGAAAAGCAUCAUCAGGUUAUUUCAGGUUUUGGAUGAUACUUUUAUCGAUCAUUGAUGGCUUUGAUGGACACGCUUCUCCUCUCUGCUAUGUCUUCAGGGGUUUUGAUUUUCCUCUUAACAUUAAUAGAUGCAGGGGUUUUGUUCUUCCUCUUAACACUGUUUUUACUUCUUUCUUCGUUUUUUGCAAAUGAAUUAUGAUCUAAUCCGGGAUGGUUGUAGCUAUGUAAGUUGGCUCCUCUGAAUACCAUAUUAAUGUCUGUUUUGCUUGUUUCUGGCAUUAAUGAUGUUCAUAUUUUAGGUGUUGGAGUGUCCGGUAAUAAGAGAAACGUAGCAUCUCCAUCUUCAGUUUCAGUUUCCUGCAAGCCCAAAACCUGUGAAAGAAUCUGGAAAGAUCCAUGAUGAUAACUUAGUAGAGAUGAUAAACACAACAAUAGUGGAUAGAAGCCAUCUGUGAAAUGGGAUGAUGUUGCUGGACUCGAUGGAGCUACACAAGCUUUACUGGAGAUGGUUUAUAUUACCGGCAAAAUGAAGAAAUUUGUUCACUGGUCUCCGGAGACCAGCGAGAGGCAAUACUUGUUUCAUAGCUGCAAUGCUUAACUCACACCAAGCCUCUUCUUGAGAGCCUUUUCUCAUACAAGAGUCAAAACCCUUGCAACUAUGGUAGAGGCAACGGGACUGAUAUGAUAAAUCUUUCUUCAGAUAUGCUACAUUUUUUUCUUAUCAUCUUCUUUAUUACAACCACAAGAUCCUUUGUUCUGUUAAUGUCUUUAUCUUGAUUCUUGAAGGAUGCCGUCUCUCAUACAAAUGUCAAAAAUCCCUGCAAAUGUCAAAUGUCUCCUCUGAUGCACAAGGCUGGACAUGUAUUUCCUCCUCUUUCCCUGUGGUUUCAAGUGAAAACAUCUCUGUCUCUCUUUGAUGCAGAUCGACUAGGAGGCACCGGGAUUACAGUGUGGGGUCGUAUGAUUUCUGAGUUUAACUUUCAUAUGUUCUUGCUGUGUACACACACAUUCAGAUGAGAGAUGCUCCACGAAGUCUCGAUUGAGAUUAACCAGAUGGUGUUUGGUUUCAGAACUGCUGCAGACUCACAUUGGAAUCUUUCUAUGAGAAGUUCGAUCCAGAUUUCAUCAACAUCAGGACAAAGGCCAGAGAGGUGUUGCAGAUCUUAAUGAAAUUGUCCAGCUUCUAGGAAAAGAUGCGCUAGCAGAAGGUAACAAAAUCACCUUGGAAACAGGGAAGCUCAAUCGUGGUCUCUCCGAAAAAUCUUUUUGUCCAGGUUCUAGGAGCCAAUAUAUGAGGAUUGUCUCAACCUGAUUGCUCGUGUUACUGUUGUAGCUGCGUAUGUUUAUCGGAGCCAUCAUAGCAUUUGCAAGUAUAUUCAAAUUCGAAAUGAUCGGCAGGAUGUACAAGAAUGGUGAUUCCAUCCCCUCAGAUAAAUCUUUGGAUUAUAGUGUAAAUUUGUUUUCCCACAUAUUGGGAUUUGGUGAUGAAAAGAUGAAAGAGCUCAUGAGGCUUUACAUCACUAUCCACAGGAAGUUCUUUGGAUCAAAUCAGCUGUGAAGGAAUAUGGAGAAAACAUAUCGAAAGAGCAGUUAAUAUGUUUGGAAGACAUUAAAACAAUAGCAAGGUUGUUCCAGGAUAUGGACACGGUGUUCUGCGCAAAACUGAUCCAAGAUAUGUAUGGCAAAGAGAGUUCGCCUUGAAGCAUUUACCUGAUGACCCUCUUUUCCAGCUGGUGUCAAAGCUUUACAAAGUUGUGCCACCCUGUUCUCACCGAGCUUGGAAAGGGAGUAUCUCUAUCAUUUCUAGUAUAACAGGGGGAUCGUUUCUUGUAAUGGAUUACGUUGAAAGUAUGACAAGGCUUGCGAACUCCUUUGCCGAUCAUUUCGAAUUUGAAUAUACUUGCAAAUGCUAUGAUGGCUUGUUAUAGAACCCGUCACCAAAUGUUGAUGCUCACAGUGGGGUCUUGCUGGACCACUAUUGGGUCACAUCAACUAUGGUCGAACCGAAGCAAGGUACUACACCGUUCUCUUUGGUGUUUAAAGGAGUCUUGGCAUCUGCUCUCAGGUAUAUCUAUAUAUUUACACAAUGAGUAAAUAAGGGAAAGAAAAAAGUCAUCAGGAGGCAUUGAAAGACAAAUAAUUUUACUGUCCAACUAUCAAAAAGUAUCAAACCGGUUAUUACAAGAUCGAUCAAAACCUUUUAUACUUAUAACGAAUUAGCCAGAAAAUUGGCAGCGCUUAAAAUUUUUGGAUCAGAAGCAAUGGCCGAUAAUAUCAUUUCAUCCCCAUUGUCUAAUUUGGCUCCUUAACUCUAUCCACCUGAAACACACACAUAACCUCAGAUUUACGCUACAGUGUGCAUCAGAUUAGAGUUAUGAACAGAGGACACAAACCUCAUUGAGGUUUCGAGCAGACUUGGAGGUUAGUGAUAAGUGUGUAUCACUUCUAGUGGAUUUUUUUUUUUAAUCGUCUUUCAAUCUUAAAGAACAAAUAAAAAAAAGGACUAAUGCCGUUUCAUUAUUCAUCAAAGUACAGUGUACGUGUCUAUUAUUAAUUAAAUAUAAAUUUAACUUUCUAUUGUCAAAUUCGGUGGUCAUGGCCGGUACAACUGGUUUUUCAUUGCAACCAUCUCAUUCAAAUUAUCUAUCGGAUUGCGACGUUAGUUAUUUCUUUCAGAUUGGGUUCGUAAUAAUCAUUAUUUCUACCUUCUCUAACGAUGAAAAAAAAUCAAGUCAUGGUUCUAUAAUUCAAAUUUGAUUAUGAAAUACAUAUUGAUAGAAUAGAUAUAUGGCAACAUUUUUUAUAUUAUAUUGUAUAGAAUAUUCUCGAUACAUGAUCCUAGUUAUACAUAAUAUAUAUAGUGGUCAUAUAUGUGAUGAUACUCCUCACGGAGAUUAUCCUAUUAUCUUAGAUGGUAUCAGAACACUAGGUUCAUCUUAAACCCUAGCCGCACAACUGAUCCAACUCCGCUCUUUUCUUCUCUUUAAUUUUCUUCUUCUUCCUCUUUGUGUCUUUUCUUCUUUUACUCUUCUUCUUCGCUUCUUGCUUUGCUUUUGUCUUUUCUUCAUGACUGCUCCAGCUGUUUAUUCUAAUGAUAAGCCUUUUGGCAUCUCUCAAAUCCGAACAUACGUCCCUAUUGUGCUUGACAUGGAGAAACUGAAUUAUGACAAGUGGUGUGAGCUCUUCGAGACUCACUGUCUGUGUUACGGUGUUCUCGGCCAUCUCGACGGUUCCUCUCGUUCGUCAUCUACCACCGAAACUGCAUGGAAAGAACGUGAUGGGCUGGUGAAGAUGUGGAUCUACGGUACCAUCUCGGAAUCGAUUCUUGGCACGGUUCUCAAAGCAAAGUACUCUGCUCGUGACUUGUGGCUUACCAUCGAGGCUCUCUUUCGUGACAACAAAGAAGCUCGAGCUCUCCAGUUGGAAAACGAGCUGCGCACAAUCACGAUUGGAGACCAGAGUGUUCACGAAUAUUGCAAGAAAUUGAAGAACCUCUCUGAUCUUCUUGCGAAUAUCGACUCCCCGGUGACAGAUCGUGGACUUGUGCUCCAUCUUCUCAACGGCUUGACGGAUAAGUUCGACAGCAUCAUCAAUGUGAUCAAACAUCGUGAACAUUUUCCAACGUUCUCGGUUGCUCGUUCGAUGCUCAUUAUGGAAGAGGAACAUCUCUCAAAGCACACUCGUGUCACCCCUACCAUGUCCCAUCAUCCAUCCUCACCUGACGUGCUCUUCACGUCAUCGGACCAUCACCCUCGUCAUCAACAACAAUCGGGAUCUCUCUAUCGGGGUGGUGGUUGUGGCCGCGGUCGUGGCGGAUGCAACAACCGUGGUGGUCGUGGUCGUUCUCACAACACCUAUUGGCCCCCGUCCUCGAACAAUUGGAAUUAUGGCGCUCCUCAAGCUCCAUAUCCUUAUUCUUACGGGCCGACACCACCUCCGUACUACGUCGCGAAUCCUUUCCAGCACUUUGUUCGACCUCCACAACACUUCCCGGCACAUCCCUCACACGCUGCAUUGGGCAUCCUUGGUUCACAUCCUCAACCUCCCCAAGCUAUUGCUCAUCUUGUUCAAGCCCCACCAGCUCACAUUACUGAUCAAUCUGCAUAUGUGUCGUCUGCUCUUGCACAUGCUUUCAACACUAUGACGUUGUAGGACUCCAACAAUGGCGGCUGGGUCAUGGAUACCGGUGCGACCACUCAUGUCACCAACAAUCAAGGUAAUCUAAGUUCUACUCAUAAUUUGAGCACACUUCCAAUGAUUACAGUCGGUAAUGGAUCUCUUGCGCCUGUAACUACUGUUGGUCAUGGUACUCUCAAUUCUUCUUCUCGUCCUUUUCAGCUCAAAAAUAUUCUUGUUUGUCCUUCCAUGGUUAAGAAUUUGAUCUAUGUCCGUCGUUUUGCUAUCGACAACAAUUGCUCUCUUGAAUUUGACCCUUUUGGUUUUUCUAUUAAGGACCUUCAAACUCGGACCAAGCUUCUCCGAUGCAAUAGCCCAGGUCCGCUCUACUCGGUGUCUCUUCCCCAGUCGCUUGCUUCCCCACAUGCUCUCACGGUGUAUGCACCGACUAGUGAUGUGUGGCAUCAACGUCUUGGUCACCUCAGUAGCACAAAUCAUCGUCUUUUAGCUUCUUCUUCUUCUUCUAUUUUAUUUAAUCAGCAAAAUAAUGUGUGUCAUGCAUGUCAACUUGGCAAACACACAAGACUUCCUUUUAUGUCUUCUCAAACAAUUGUCUCGCAACAUUUUGAUAUUAUUCAUUCUGAUAUUUAGACCUCUCCUAUUCUCAGUUUAAGUGGAAUAAAAUAUAACCUAUUGUUUCUUGACCAUUUUUCUCAGUUUGUCUGGAUUUAUCCACUCAAACACAAGAGGGAUAUGUUCAGCAGAUAUCUUCAUUUUUCAAAUUAUGUGAAGACUCAAUUCCGAUGCAACAUCAAGUCUCUUCAAUGUGACAAUGGGGGAGAAUUCAACAACAACAUGCACCUUAAUCACUUGGCGUCGGAGGGUACAACGAUCCGGUUCUCCUGUCCCCAUACAUCUCAACAAAACGGGAAAGCUGAACGGAUGCUACGGACCAUCAACAACACUGUUCGCACACUCUUAGCUCAAGCAAGCUUACCCUACUCCUAUUGGGUCGAGACUCUUCACACGGCGGUGUAUCUGCUGAACAUCGCUCCAUCCUCCACUAUUGGUCAUGAGAUUCCCUACACUAAACUGUUUCGAAAACCGGUAUCUUAUUCUCAUCUUAGAGUCUUUGGUUGUUUAUUUUAUCCUAAUCUUUUACCCACUUCUCCUCACAAACUUGCUCCUAGGUCCACAACUUGCAUAUUUCUUGGCUUUCCCUCUAAUCAUCGUGACUACAAGUGUCUUGAUCUCUCCACACAUAAGAUCAUUUUAUCUCGCCAUGUUGUUUUUUAUGAAACGAUCUUCCCGUUUUCCACAAAGCCAAACAUUCCAACUCCUCCCAUAAACACAGUUCCGUCUCAUCUAUCUCCCAUCAUACCGCCUAUUCCUCAUAUUUCUUCAAACACAACUCUUGGUCCUCCGCCUGUUCUUCCUGUCUUGCCUCCUUCGCAAGUUACUCAUCCCAUGACCACUCGCAGCAAAAAUGGCAUAUAUAAGCCUCAAAUUCGGCUUUGUCUUAUUGUUAAUGCUGUUUCUCCCAUUCCCUUGUCUCAUGUUCAGGCCGCAAAAGAUCCAUUUUGGAAUAAUGCUAUGGAUGAGGAAUACAAUGCUCAAAUUAAGAGUGGCACUUGGAACCUUGUUCCGCGUCCUCCUAACGUUAAUGUGAUCCGUUCUUUAUGGUUGUUCAAACAUAAGUAGCAUGCAGAUGGGAGCUUAGCGCGUUAUAAAGCUCGACUUGUGGCUAAUGGCAAAUCUCAAGAGCUUGGCUUCGACUGUGAUGAAACUUUUAGCCCAUUUGUGAAGCCUGCAACUAUUCAAUCAGUUCUUCAUCUAGCUGUCACUAGAGAUUGGCCGCUUCGCCAACUCGACAUCAAGAACGCAUUUCUCAAUGGCGACCUUGACGAGGUCGUCUACAUGUAUCAACCGGCCGGCUAUGUGGAUCCCGAGAAACCCGAUCAUGUUUGUUUAUUGCGCAGGUCACUAUACAGUCUCAAGCAGGCGCCUAAAGCUUGGAACACCAGGUUUGCCAACUAUUCAAAGAGCAUUGGAUUCAAACAGAGUCUCUCCGACGCUUCUUUGUUUGUCUAUGAUCAUGGGCCUGAUCUUGCUUAUCUACUCUUGUACGUGGAUGACAUUGCUCUCACCGCGUCCUCCACGUCUCUCCUUGAUAUGAUCAUUCAAUCUCUAAGCAAGGAGUUCGAAAUGACGGACCUUGGCCAACUACAUCACUUUCUCGGCAUUACUUUCACCCGUAGUAGCACUGACCUCUUUCUUCAUCAACGCAACUAUGCCACCGAUAUCAUUGCUCGCGCCGGCAUGAGCAAUUACAAACCAUGUCUUACUCCAGUCGAUACGCACAGUAAGUUAGCUGAAGACGAUGGGCCUCCCGUUGAUGAUUCGACGUUAUACCGUAACCUGGCUGGAGCAUUGCAGUACUUGACUUUCACAAGACCAAAUAUCUCUUUUGCCGUUCAACAAGUAUGUCUCUUCAUGCAUGAUCCCCGGGAGUCGCAUUUCAAUGCGUUGAAGCGUAUUCUUCGGUAUCUUCAGGGCACUCUCGAUCAUGGGCUCCAUUUCUACAAGAAUUCCCCGACUACAGUCACUGUUUAUUCUAAUGCUGCUUAUGUUUCACCGAACUCCGACAACUCACUCACCGUCUAUUCCGACGCCAACUGGGCAUGUUGCCCAUCUACACGACGUUCUACAUCGGGGUUUUGUAUAUUUCUUGGGGAUAAUCUUAUUUCUUGGUCGUCUAAACGGCAACCCACUGUGUCUCGUUCUAGUACUGAAAGCAGAGUACAAAGGAAGUUCUUUGGAUCAAAUCAGCUGUGAAGGAAUAUGGAGAAAACAUAUCGAAAGAGCAGUUAAUAUCGUUGGAAGAACAAUAGCAAGGUAAAAACACACACAAUUCCUCAUUUGAGGUGCUGAGGACACAAACCUCAUUUGAGGUGCUGAGCAGACUUGGAUACAGUGUGUUGUUUCAUUAAUAAUAAGGAUACGUGUGUAUCACAUCUAAUGUUUUUGUGAUUAGUGGAUUUUUUAAAAACCGUCUUUCAGUCCUAAAGAACAAAUAAAAAAAGAACAUUAGAUGUGAUAA